Messenger RNA from Bufo gargarizans (Asiatic toad), 734 nucleotides. RefSeq names its product izumo sperm-egg fusion protein 1-like. The coding region runs from base 17 to 700 and encodes 227 amino acids. Lineage: Eukaryota; Metazoa; Chordata; Amphibia; Anura; Bufonidae. The record is from RefSeq and is a predicted model, not a curated record. The transcript is spliced from 8 exons.
AGACAGCUGUGGAUUAAUGGUGCAAACCUACACCAACUGUAAGACCUGCUCCGAGGAGAAGGUUGUCUGCGCCGGGGGCCCUCCAAAAAAUCAAGACUACUUGGAGAGAUGCAGCUGCCUGUGCACCUCCAACAGAUGUUUUGAUCUGAAAACUGGACGGUCCUGCUCUCCAUGUAAAGAUCACAAGUCUCACCUGGCAGAGACUGUAAACUGUGGAGAGAUAAAUAUAAAAAUCCCAGAAUAUGAAGAACUAAUUCUGGACUGUACUUUUGAAUGGUACGCGAGGCUGGAGGAGACCUAUAACAACGUGUUCACCCUGCAUCGUGAACACAAUCCCAAAAUCACCCGGGAGCCCUAUCUAGUGAUCAAGGGCGUACAGAUGGGGGACUCCGGACGGUACACGUGUACCACCAUCCUGGACUCUGAGGUGCCAGUGAGUAAGAUCACCUAUAACGUGGCAGUUAUCAGCGGAUCGGAACAGGCGACAAAAACAUACCAUCCUCGCCCUACACUUCCUGAUGUGCUUGACAUCACAGCGCCUGAGCCGCCACUUCUAGAGGAGCUACGGAACAACAAUGCUUCCCUCAUAGCAAUAUCUGUGGCCGGCUCCGUCACCAUCAUGCUGAUCGCUGGCAUAUGCAUCUGCAUGUUCUGGAGGAAAAUGAAAUCUAGAGAGCCUCUGGAAAAAGAGCCAGUGUGAAGGCGAACCGUCGAGCACCAUCCUGUACUGCCGC